This is a messenger RNA of Spirodela intermedia, 4136 nucleotides long. The record is from the annotation of a GenBank genome assembly. NCBI's taxonomy places the organism in Eukaryota, Viridiplantae, Streptophyta, Magnoliopsida, Alismatales, Araceae.
AUGAUGUUCCUCUUGUUUCUUGUCACAGAUUUCUUUUUUUCUGGUUUAGUUAGAUCAAAUGUCAGAGUCGAUUUAUCUGAACUUCCUUUUUAUUUUUCUGGAGCAGUUUACUUGAUUGGAGAUGAAUUUUUUCCAUGUCUGGUGUGCAUUGCGAAAAGUUCAUGCAUUUCGACUAGAGUGAUUCACUCUCUGGAAGCCAUGGGCUGCCUCUGUAGCAAACAAAAGCCUGUCAGAACAUCUGAUGCUGAAGAAAAUGCAAAGGUGAAAGAAAGACUCAUCCUUUGCUCAUAUGAUUCUAUAAUGCCUUACCAAGCUUGUAACCAAAUAACAUUACAAAAUAUGUUCAGCAAAGAUAUUCCUGGACUUCACAUUUUUUGUUAUCCUGGUCAUUCAUGUAUUUGUACCUUUUAAUUUCCAGGCUGCUGAGAUAGAGAAACGCAUCGCGCAAGAGGCCACGGCAGAAAAACACAUCCAGAAAGUAUUAUUGCUCGGUAAUUCUUGUCAAAUAGGAAUCAGAUAAUCCUUUGAUUAAAAGUUUACUUGAAUGUUAACUAAAUAUUUACUCUCUACGAUUUUAGUUUCUCUUCUUCAUUUAUGUUAAGCUUACUACUUGACUUUCAAUCUUUUAAUAGGAGUAAUUAAUUAUUCAUACUACUGGAGGACUUAUAAAGCUUACUUUAUAUUUUAUCACCAGAGUAAACUCUGAGUUCUUUGUUUCUGGAAGUACGCCACUAUUAAAUAGUCUAGCCCUGCGUCAAUUGACUUAUACCUUACUUAAGAAUAGUCGAUGAUGACCUUAUAGGGGUAAUUAAUUCCGCACACACGCAUGACAAUUUUCCCGUGUUUGAGAUUUUUUUCUAUUUCUGAUCUUCCAUUACUUCAGGGGCUGGAGAAUCAGGAAAGUCAACUAUAUUUAAGCAGGUUGGUGUAACAAAAUUAUUAUUGUGCAUUUUUUUUUCAAACCAUAUUCAAUCUUACACGGGAUCUAUCUACAGAUAAGACUCCUCUUUCAAACUGGAUUUGAUGAGGCUGAACUACGGAGCUACAUACCAGUUAUUCAUGCCAAUGUAUUUCAGACAAUUAAAGUAUGCAAUUCUGAAAGGGUGUGUUUGUUUUUGUUUUUACGUUUUCAGUACUGUUGUGUUGGUAGCGUCUACUGUUGGGAACCACUGGGGCGUUAUGUGAUGUAAUGAUCCAUAGAAUGAUAUUUUCCUUGACCAUUAAUGGAUUGUCUUCUGCAGAUACUGUAUGAUGGAGCUAAGGAAUUUGCACAAAAUGAAACUGAUUCAUUGAAGUAUGUUGUAUCCCUUGAAAAUAAGGUUUGAUUAUGCCUAUUCUUGUUAAUUAGCUCAUCAUUCACUUUCACGUUAAAGCAUAAACAGUUUAGGCUGAAAAUGAUCAUUUUGCUGCUGCUCUUUAACCAAGCAUGGCGUGCCCAUGAACUAAUACACGACUCACAUAGCAGACUUGUCCUGAGAGAAAAAAUAUCGUCGUUCCAUAUCAGCCGCUCUAAAUUCUGGGAAAGUUCCCAUCUUUUCUUUUUUCCUGCAUGCUUUAUGACCCCUGCACGGAAUCUGAAGAACAUUCUCCGGCCCAGUCACACAACAGGCCAGAGAUUUUAGAUCCAAACCAAUCUGUGGUUCAAUUCUGAUGAUGCUCAGUCUGAACUGGUCUGAUGGGACCGAUAGGAUUUCCUUGAGUAAUUUUUUUCAGCCUCUACUUAGAUGAAAUGGGUCAUGUUUGUAAUCCCGAAGCAUAGACAACAUGUCAUUGCUUGUAUUAGUCUCACAGUCUUCUCAUAGUAUAGCUUCUAAGUUGGUGCCCAUUAGCUGUGAUGUUAAUGAAUGUGCUUCAUUAAGUUCGGUUUAAUGGAUAAACUCGUUCGUGUCACAUUGAAAUGUAGUAUUGCCUAAUGAAUGGUGUAUCCUUCACCAGGUAAUUGGUGAAAAGCUAUCUGAAAUUGGGGGUAGAUUGGACUACCCUUGCCUUACAAUGGAGCUUGCAGAUGAGAUAGAAACUCUAUGGAAUGACACUGCAAUUCAGGUUCUCGUUUCAUUCUUAUUCAUUUCCUGCAACUGGGGAGCUCACAUGAGUGCUUUCCCGUGGUUUUGAUAUAAUGGCCCUCUGUCGCCAGAGAAAUGAGCCUUUUCUCGGUUUUGAAUGGUCUCUCCAUGCAGGAGACUCUUUCCCGUGGAAAUUUGAUUCAAGUUCCAGACUGUGCCCAAUAUUUCAUGAAGAGUUUGCGCCGAGUCUCUGAUGCGAAUUAUGUCCCAACCAAGGUGCAAAAUUCAGGACUGUUGAAAUUUCCUUCUGGCUCAAGAAUUUGAUGCUUUUUGCAGAUGGCAAACUUUCAAGGCAUCUUUAUUGUUACGAAUAUCUGACUUUGCAUCAUACGUGGUGCUCACUAUUUCGCGUUAUCUUUUUAAUAUCAUCUAUCCUAGGGUAAAGGAAAACCAUUUCUUUUUCACAAAAAAAAUGUUGGAUAUUCAUUCCAUUUUUUCUGUGGAUAUUAUGGUGAUUAGCAGACGCCUAUGCACAUCUCCUCGCUCCCGCAGAAAUAUUUCCAUGUAGGAGAUCCCUCCCAGAUUUUUUUCCACAGUGAUAGCGAACUGUUUUUAAAAUCUGCCACCUUGAAAUUUUUCUCUAGAAAUAUUUAUUGACUCUACCAUCGAUUACCUUUCUUUGGGCCGUAGAACCUAACCUAUUCACCAUGCACGCUAGGAUUUGGUUAUUUCUAUGAAGGCAAGUGAAUCUUGGUGGUCAGUGAGGAAAGCAAGGCCUAAUGUGGAAAGUCGUCAUCUUGAUUCAGUAGAUUUUUUUUCUUCUUGGUUGAAACUUAUAAUUCGUCUUGAAUGUAAAGGGUCCUUUUAUUAGAGAUUACCAUUUUAUCAAUUGGCGCUUUCUUCCCACAUGUUAAUGUUAAAUGCACAUACAUACUACAGGAGGAUGUUCUUUAUGCAAGAAUAAGAACAACCGGCGUUGCAGAGAUCCAAUUCAGGUGAGCCUUAUGAUUAUCACACCAUUCAACUUUCAGUGUUUUUCUGACUCAAAUGGAUCAGAUUUCUUCUGUUCAGAGAACAAAAUUUGUUCCAAUAUACAUAAUUUUUUUUUACUGAGUUCCGGGUUUGAUUCUCACCUUUGCACGCUCAGAUGAAAGUGUGCCUCCCCACGUUGGUUUUGCUCAUUGUUUGCUUGUUGUUCAUUCAUUUACACGCCACAGUCGGCAUUCGAAUUGGCAGAAUGUGAUGAAACUGAAGGCGAGCUUCCUUCCUCUUUCAGCCCCGUGGGCGAGAACAAGAGGAACGGGGAGGUGUACAAGCUGUUCGACGCGGGGGGUCAGAGAAACGAGAGGAGGAAGUGGAUCCACCUGUUUGAGGGGGUCACCGCCGUCAUAUUCUGCGCCGCCAUAAGCGAGUACGACCAGGCGCUCUUCGAGGACGAGACCAAGAACCGGAUGAUGGAGACGAAGGCGCUCUUCGACUGGGUCCUUAAGCAGCCCUGCUUCGAGGUCCCGACUCUCAGACCUCCCCCUUCCUCCUCCUCCUCCUCUUCUUCUUCUUCUUCUUCUAGAUCUGUGGGUGGAAUUCUUGCAGAAAACCUCCUUCAUGCUCUUCCUCAACAAGUUCGACAUAUUCGAGGAGAAGGCGCUGAAGGUAAACGCCCCCAGCCACCGUGCUCUUGGUCAGCAAUCAUCAUCCCGCAGAGAUCUCUGAUGAGUUCCCCCAGCCCUGCAGGUCCCCUUGAGCGUCUGCGAGUGGUUCAAAGACUACCAGCCCGUCUCCUCUGGGAAACAAGAGGUCGAGCACGCAUACGAGUAAGCCCCAUCCCCCGCACCCGGCCCGAAAAUCAGGUUUAGCAAGGAAAUUAGGCCCGGCCCGGAGUUGACUAUCUGGAUUUUUCUACUGCCCGGGGUGGGGUUGGGUCUCGCAGGGAGUUGACCUGUGGGUGUUUUCCGCAGGUUUGUGAAGAAGAAAUUUGAGGAGCUGUAUUUCCAGAGCAGUGGGCCGGAGCGGGUGGACCGGGUGUUCAAGAUCUACCGGACGACGGCCCUCGACCAGAAGCUCAUCAAGAAGACGAUCAAGCUCGUGGAUGAGACCCUCCGGAGGAGGAACCUCCUCGAGGCCGGCCUUUUGUAA